AUGCAUGUGAAGUCAACAUACAUGCGGCAGCCUUUGGAACGCCAACACAUGUCGCUGAUGAGGUUGCUGGGUACGUGUGCGAGGAGACCACCCUCUCAGCGUUGGUUUACGCUUAUUCUGCUUCUGCUGCUGCUCUUGUUGUUGUUGUUUUCGUUCCUUUUGAUACCGACACCCUUUCAUGUCCCAGGCGGCGAUGACUAUUAUGCCACCGCCGCUGCCGCCACCACUCUCCGUGGCAUCACUGUCUAUUUUGAUGUGAAUGCCAGCGAUGGUGGCGUACAACCGACGGCCCACACGAGGUACUCGCGGACCUUUAUUUUACCGUACGGCGGUACGGAGGAGGGGGGAGAAGAAGUAGGGGGCUCAGGUGAUGCUGGCAAUGACAUUGAUAUGAAAGUGCAGGACGACAUGGGGAUGCGGCUACAAGCUGCUGGCUAUCGCCUUUACGGGAAUGUGUGCCUUGUGAGGAAUGGGACGAGGCUGCGACUCCAUCGCCGUUUGGAGGAAAAAAUGCUGCAAAGAGACGUUGCUUUUAUCGUACACGGUGAUCAGUGUGACACUGGUGGGUUGAGUCGAGAGAUGACAUCUCUCUUUGCAUGGUUGCAGCAGUGGAAGUUGCUGUUGGAGGGACGCAACGAGUCGCGUCUCCCUCUCUGCACAAUGGGGAAAGAAGGGGAUAGAGUUUCGUGCACGAUCACCAUUCUUAUUGCUGUGGCCAGUGAUGGAAGUGGCCGCUGUAUGCGUAAGGAUAAGUUGAAUUUUUACCACUUUCAUCUGCUCCAUUGGAUUCGUGUGGUGACGGGUCGUUUUCACCUGUCGCCGUGGUGGAGCAAUGAUGGCAGUGCUGCGGAUAACAUGGCUAAUGCUCGUUACGUGGUGGUUAAACUGUCAGCUGGUAGGACGCAGACUUCAGCGUCGCUGAAGUUGUCAUCGUCGCGUACUUUGGGAUGUUAUUCAUAUGCCGCGCGAACGGAGAAGGGAUCGUUACGUUGGUUUCCCUCCACAUCGUUGGCGCACCGUUUUCGUCAGCGAUGGUUGCAAUACUUGCACCAUCAAUACAGUCAAAAGGAACCUUUGAGGUCAGACCCAGUUCAGGCUUUCGCUGCCAUGUGGGGCACGCAGCCACUUUCCCCAGUGCUGCGCCGUAUGAUUCUUGGCGCCGUUGUGAAUACUACGGCGCCGACGACUUGUUCUAGUGGGAAGGAAGUUCAUAGCGUUAGAAAUGAGAGUGAAGCAGCUUCCAUGCCGUCUGCUCGUCGCCACAGCAAACGUUUAGCAGGGGCUAUCAAGCCUCGAACACUAACAGAGGUGGCUUCCUUGCGUGACGCAGGUCCGCUGAGGCUUACAGUCUUGCUGCCUCACGCAACGGAGCAGUACGACGUGAAGAAGCUGGUUUUGUACCUGCACGAGAAGUUUGGGCGGGUGAGUCGCAUUCAGCUUCUUUAUAUUUUUGGCGAGGGACCAGCAUGUGCUGACGUGGAACAGGUGGUGGUAUCUUGUGUGCAUGACGACUAUCUUGAGGUGCUGCGGGUGCUGGCGUCGACGGAUCUUUUGAUUACUCCACAUGGUGCGGCGCUGGCCUCGAUGGUGGCAAUGCAGCCGGGGAGUGUUGUGAUUGAGCUUUUUCCGCGUUACUGUCGUUCCUUUUUGUACCUGGAGUUGGCUGUGGCGAUGCAUGUCGUGUACGUUAGCCACGAGGGCAAGGACCAGGGGGCUGCCAAGGCGCACACUCUGCCUGGCACGGGCGAUGCUGAGGGGUCGAUGCCGUGGGACGCGGGGGGAAACGCGUCCACGUCUGCGGCUGUGGGUGGUAUGCCCCAGCGUCCACUGCAGCAUCCUCAUCCCGGGGCAGCGUGUCGUGAUCGGCGUACUACAGACAUCUCCGCCGUUCGGCUUUAUCACUUGGUGAAGAACGGCCUCUCGUCGGUGUGGUUGCGCAACGGUCGCUUCUCUGGCGUCAUGGUCUUUGACCGCCGUUGA
Molecule: messenger RNA, 1980 nt
Organism: Trypanosoma rangeli
Lineage: Eukaryota; Euglenozoa; Kinetoplastea; Trypanosomatida; Trypanosomatidae
Product: glycosyltransferase
Exons: 1
Coding region: 1-1980 (659 amino acids)
Molecular function (GO): glycosyltransferase activity
Source: RefSeq, a predicted model, not a curated record